This is a messenger RNA of Pollicipes pollicipes, 1288 nucleotides long. Its product is annotated as cytosolic endo-beta-N-acetylglucosaminidase 2. Gene Ontology annotation, cellular component: cytoplasm. The record is from RefSeq and is a predicted model, not a curated record. The transcript has 7 exons. Bases 37 to 1041 code for a protein of 334 amino acids. Lineage: Eukaryota; Metazoa; Arthropoda; Thecostraca; Pollicipedomorpha; Pollicipedidae. Gene Ontology annotation, biological process: protein deglycosylation. Gene Ontology annotation, molecular function: mannosyl-glycoprotein endo-beta-N-acetylglucosaminidase activity.
GGCCGGCGCCGCGCCGACCUGUACGCCGGCGUCGACAUGUUCGGCCGUGGCUCGCUGGGUGGCGGCGGAUUCAACGUAAUCCAGCCGGUGGCCGAGUCGCGCUGGCUGGGUCUCUCGACGGCGCUGUUCGCCCCCGGAUGGACACACGAGCGGCUCGGCGCCGACCGGUUCGCGCUGGCCGAGGACGUGCUGUGGUCGCGGCUCUCGACACUACUCGGCGCCCGUGGACCCGCCCGUCUGCCGCUCGUCACCGACUUCUGUCAAGGCCGCGGACUGAAGCUCUGCGCCGACGGCCAGGUGACACGCGCCAAGCCGUGGCAUCGGCUUUCGGCCCAGAGUCCGCAGCCGACCUUCCUGCAGACGCGGCGGCCGGCCGAGCUGGCGCUGACCGACGCCGACGGCCGGCCGGUGCAGGCCGGCUUUGCCCUGCGCGCACCAGCCCUCGGCGCCUCGGCAAAACGGGAAGAUGCUCGUACGAUGGAACAGCGCCGGCUCGAAGCUGUCUCUGCCGCUGGUGAGGUGCUACCCCAGCCGGGCUGGCAGGUGCGCCACACAGAUAAGGACGCCUUCAGUGGUGGCGGCUGUCUGGCCGUCAGCAACGCCUCAGACCAGGACGGCGUGUUCAGGCUGUUUGCGUGUGACCUGAGCCUGAGCUCCGGCCGGCAGUCGCUGGCCGUGCUGUACGCCGUGAAGACGACGGACGACGGCUGCGCCCUCUGCGUGGAUCUGACGGAUCGGCGGGAGCCGGGUGUCAGCCGUUACGUGCUAGAGCCACCCAGCGGCCUGCUGGGGACCGAGCCGGGUCUGCGAGCCGACGCCCGUCGUCUGUCAGUGCACCUGCCGGUGCCGGCUGACCAGGCGGAGGCCCGACUGGCGGGCCGUCCUCUGCCCGGUCCGGGUCACAACGGCUGGCAGAUCAGACACUACCUGUUGCCGGUGUCCGGGGACGACCCGCGGGUCGUCUCGAUCGGUCUGUUCCUGGCGGCGCGCACCUCGCUGCUAAUCGGCUACCUGGCGCUGCAGUCAACCCAGCCGCCCUAGGGCCUGCCGCCAGCCCGGCCGCGGGGCUGGUCAGCCUGGCGCCGCGGCAGGCAGAGCCUUCAUGCUGAUGCGAUCGGGUCACAACUGGGAGCAAUGACAAACGAAGUCAAGUUUUUUUUUUUUACUUCUCCGUUCGUCGAACGGGCUGAAGAACAGUGCGGUUUCCACCGUGAUGUGUAUUUUCCUGUGCGUUCCACUGCGGUUUGGAAUAAAUGAUAAAUCCAUAUGAAUACAAAAUAUACAGAAA